Pangasianodon hypophthalmus (striped catfish) is the source of this 8135-nucleotide messenger RNA. It is a transcript of the gene unc13ba, whose product is annotated as protein unc-13 homolog B. Lineage: Eukaryota; Metazoa; Chordata; Actinopteri; Siluriformes; Pangasiidae. The record is from RefSeq and is a predicted model, not a curated record. Gene Ontology annotation, cellular component: synaptic vesicle membrane; presynaptic membrane; neuromuscular junction. Gene Ontology annotation, biological process: presynaptic dense core vesicle exocytosis; dense core granule priming; synaptic vesicle maturation. Bases 844 to 7011 code for a protein of 2055 amino acids. The transcript is spliced from 33 exons. Gene Ontology annotation, molecular function: calcium ion binding; syntaxin-1 binding; diacylglycerol binding.
CACUCUGGAGGGCAGUGUUCAUGUCGCUGUAAUGAAUCUACAUAUUUUUAUCGAAAUGCAGCGUAAUGUUAUGGAUAUUUAUGAUUUGUGUCAACACAAUGAGCUCCUCGUACUUGGUGAAUAGAUUCUGAUCCUUUUUCCUGUCCUCGCUUUUAAUUCAUCAGCUCGUCUCCAUGGAAAGAAGAAUCAUAAGAAGGACCGGAGCUCACUCAUACGCUCGUCAUAACUGUAGAGAGACGGUGUACGAGAGAGAGCAAGGAGGUGAUGUGUGGAGUAGAGAUGCUGCCAGUGUUCGCUAAUUAUUAAGGAGAAGGAAGAGAAGAAAUAAAACGGCGGAAAAUAAGACAGCAGAUGGCAAGGAGAGGGAGGAAGUGAGAGAGAGAGAGAGAGAGAGAGAGAGAGGGAAAGAGGGAGUGAACAUUCAGUCGAGAGAGCGGACGUUCUCCGAGCAACAAGCUGGAGAGAGAGAGAGAGAGAGAGAGAGAGCGCGGGAGACGAGGUAACGGGGUGGUGUGUGUAGUGUGUAGUGUGAGUGUGUGUGUGUGUUUAGGGUGGAUAAGACGUGACACACUACCUACACAGAUCACUCCUGUGAACCUGUUGAAUUCUCCGAGUGAGACUGGACCAUGUCUGAGAACGCCGUGAUCAGCGUCGCUCGAUAUCUGAGCUCAGAGUUCAGAGAAUGAGAAAGUUCUGAGUGUGAGACAUGGACUAAUCCCACAAGCUGCUAUCAGCUGAUUCAUAAAUUUCUACAUUAUUGGAACUUUAAAUAAUGUGAAUUAUUCUUUCAACAUUGGAAUUGGGAGGACCUUUUAGGUGCCCCUGCAUCCGUCUAGUUAAAAAAUGUUCUCUCGCAAUCGCUACAAUGGCCAGGACGGGACCGGGGCCCCACAGUACGGCCGACCCAAGAACAAGCCAGUGGUGCACAAGAGGAGGCAGCCGAACCCGAGAGUGGCCAUCAUGCUACGUGGGAAAAUUCACCGUCUCUUACAGGGCUCAGCCGAUCACUCUGUCCCAGCUUCACAACUUUACUACGCAGGAAUUGAAGAGGAAGAUCCAGAAGAGACUGAGGACAUGCGGAAGGUGCAGGGCUGCUACAGGAGGGGAAUGGCUUCUGUCGAAGUCUGCAACCUUCCGCAAGUCCCAAAUGGGAAAGAACUUGAUGGUGUUGCUGGAGCAUACUGUGUAGGAGAGGUCGAGUUGAACCAAGAGGGAGGCAUACGAAUCCCUUGCACCUUGCAACACAUCAAUCCACCAGAGUUACACAGAACUCAAGAUGUCAACGGACCAGGGUUUGCAUUUGGCAGAGGACUUGCUGGUGGGACUUCAGCAUGUCAGAAAGAUCUGCUUUACCGGUUUAACAUGGUGAUGCAAGACAAGAUUGUGGAGGAAGACGAGGAUAUAGAUCAAGAGGAGGAAUCGAGUGCCAUUAUUGAGCAUAUACUGAAGGAACUAAAGGGCAUCAAUAAAAUCCAGGAGGAAAUUUCAGACCUAAGGGAGUAUCUGUCUUCUGUUCGUGGGUCUGUUGAAGAAGUGUCCAGCUGUGUGGAUGCAGUUUUACUGGAGAUUGAAGGCAUUCGCUCAGGUACCAGGUCUGGCGUGGAGACAUGGCCUGGUGCGGGGUCCAAGCAUGAUCAUCAUCAAUCUGACAGUCCUUUCAGCGAGACCUGUGACAAACUCCAUACUGUAGAAUGCAUGAGCUGUGGUACGCAAGCAGGGUAUAAAGUGUUUGAUAAACAACGCAAACAAACGUGUCCCCUGAGCCUUGAAAAAGGCUCCUGUAGAGCUCUAUCUAACUUCACCAGUACUAAUGAUACUGUCCGUGAUCCAUUUGGGCAUGGUAUGCCUGUACAGAGCUCAGAUUUACCCCCAAGCACAGUAAGAAGGAAGCAAAGCCUUGGCUACCUUGAACACCAAGAUGGUCAGGACUGUCUCAGUACUAGCUCUGUUUCCUCAGGUCAGAGUUCCAAGUCCGAAUCUGACCAGGAGAGACCUUCUGGAUGGGUGCGUGCUACAGAUGAAGUGCAGAACUGGGAUCAAACAGGCCUGGAACACAGUGGGAGCGGGGAGACGAGAUGGAGUGAAGAAGAUCCAUACUCCAGACAAGGCAGUUUUGAAGAAGGCACUGGAGAGGUAGAUACCUGGGAUCUUUUAAGAGAUGAAGGUGAUUGUACUGAACUGGAGGAAUCAACUUCAGAGCACAUUUCAAUCUCUUCCAAUCUGCACUACAAUUCUCCUGCUAGCACAUGUAGUAGGGAUGAGUGGCGUGGAAAUAGAAGUAAAUCAAAUCCAUACAAGGUGGAUGGACAUCCUGAGGGCUUAGCUGUGGAGUACAGUGAUUUUAUAGGUGUUUGUGAGUAUUCCAAAACUUCUGGCUAUCAAACAACACAACCUUCAACACCAUGUCAUAACUUCACUGCUGCUGAUUAUAAAGAAUAUAUUACAAGUUCCUCAUCUGAGACCUGCACACACCUUGCUUUGAAUAUGGAGUCUAUAGAGAAUGCCACUGAUCCAGUCACACGGGGAUACGCAACAAGCUCUCAUGAAUACGUUCUUGAACAGGAGCUGGACACCGAUGAAAGCAACAGUGUAGGGUUUAACGUUAAGAAGCUUGGAAGAGCAGUGCUGGAUUUCAGAUCUGCACUGAAGAUGGCCCUAAAGAAGCUAGAGGCAGGUGGUGCAACCUCACCAGUGGAUAAAGCUGAUACGUCAAGUGAGCCUCAAGCAGGGGAAGGCUUGCUGGACAGUGAGUCAACCAGUGAGGAAUCACCUUGUAUUGUGACCCUUCAAGCAGAAAUUUCAAAUGCAAACACUUCAGUGCCAUCUCAAGGCUGCACACCAGAUCCUGACCAUGUGGAGUCAAAUGAGUCUAUCUCGACCCCAUCAAAUCCUUGUGACACCAUACCAGAGUCUGUCGAGACCAGCAUACACACUAUAGAAACUUUGGAUACAGUGCUUUCAUCAGAACCGGUCCUCUCUAGUGAUACAACAUUGCAUGCUACUAUGGUCACCCAUCCUGACUGCCUGACCACCGAAUCGCGCUCUGUCUCUCUGACUGCUGAGGAGGACAAGCAAGAAACCUCAAAGGAACCCACAGGAGAACAAGCAGAGGAUGGAGAACAGGAAGGACACCACCCCAUACAACUGAGCGAGAGAGAUGCCCGUAGGCUGAAAUGCCUCAGAACCUUCCAGCAGAUCCUUAGAGAGAAGAGAGAGAGCAGAAGACGCCUCGGCAUGGUGACCAUGUUCUCAUUCUCCGAAGGUGAUUUCAACCCAGAUGGGAGUCAGGAUGAAGAUCAGACACACAGUAAUGAUAAUGGAGGCUCAAACCAACAGCCAUGGACCAGUACUGGUGGAGGAGGAGGAGGAGGAGCGAUCUUCGGUAUUGACAGCAUGCCUGAUCUGCGCAGGAGGAAGCCGAUCCCAUUGGUUAGCGAAGUGUCCCUGGUGCAGUCCAGAAAAGCCGCCAUCUCAUAUUCACUGGCGUCUCGGCCCUCACUCAAAGACGAGGAGCUGAAGAGUCACGUGUACAAGAAAACUCUCCAGGCUCUGAUCUACCCCAUCUCCUGCACCACGCCGCACAACUUCGAGGUGUGGACGGCCACCACGCCCACCUACUGCUACGAGUGUGAGGGGCUGCUGUGGGGCAUCGCGCGCCAGGGCAUGAGGUGCACCGAGUGUGGGGUCAAGUGCCACGAGAAGUGCCAAGAGCUCCUCAACGCCGACUGCCUACAGAGAGCGGCGGAGAAGAGCAGUAAGACAGGUGCUGAGGACCGAAACCAGCACAUCAUCUCAGCCAUGAAGGACCGCAUGAAGAUCCGCGAGAGGAACAAGCCUGAGAUCUUCGAGGCCAUUCGCACUGUCUUCAACAUCACCAAACUGAACCAUGCCCAGCAGAUGAAGACUGUUAAACAGACUGUCCUGGAUGGAACGUCCAAAUGGUCUGCUAAGAUCUCCAUUACAGUACUGAGCGCUCAGGGUCUGCAGGCUAAAGACCGCACCGGCUCCAGCGACCCCUACGUCACGGUGCAGGUGGGCAAAACCAAGAAGAGAACCAAGACCAUCUACGGAAACCUGAACCCCGUGUGGGAGGAAACGUUCAACUUCGAGUGCCACAACUCAUCGGAUCGUAUAAAAGUCCGCGUGUGGGAUGAAGAUGAUGAUAUAAAGUCUCGGGUGAAGCAGAGGCUGAAGCGUGAGUCGGAUGAUUUUCUGGGUCAGAGCAUCAUCGAGGUCCGGACGCUGAGCGGAGAGAUGGACGUGUGGUACAACCUCGAGAAGCGCACGGAUAAGUCGGCUGUGUCGGGGGCCAUCAGGUUGCAGAUCAGUGUGGAGAUUAAAGGAGAGGAGAAAGUGGCACCGUACCACCUACAGUACACCUGCCUGCAUGAGAAUAUCUUCCACUACCUGACAGACAUUGAGGGACAGGGUGUGGUGAAGCUGCCUGCUGCUCGAGGUGACGAUGCCUGGAAGGUUUAUUUUGACGAGGUGGAGCAGGAGAUCGUGGACGAGUUCGCCAUCCGCUACGGCAUCGAGUCCAUCUACCAGGCCAUGACACAUUUUGCAUGUCUCUCCUCUAAGUACAUGUGUCCCGGUGUUCCCGCUGUGAUGAGCACUCUGCUGGCAAACAUCAACGCUUUCUUCGCUCAUCCCACCUCCAGCACCAGCGUCUCCGCCAGCGACCGCUUCGCCGCCUCCAACUUCGGGAGAGAGCGCUUCAUCAGGCUCCUGGAUCAGUUACACAACUCCCUCCGCAUUGACCUGUCUACCUACCGGAAUAACUUCCCAGCCAGCAGCAAGCCUCGCCUGUCAGAUCUCAAGUCCACUGUAGACCUGCUGACCAGCAUCACCUUCUUCAGAAUGAAGGUGCAGGAGCUGCAGGCCCCCCCGCGGGCCGCUCACGUGGUGAGGGACUGUGUGAAGGCGUGUCUAAACUCCACGUACGAGUACAUCUUCAACAACUGCACUGAGCUCUACAGCACACAGUUCCAGUCACACACACAGCCUCAGAAAAGAAAGAAAGACGGGGAUGAGGAGGAGGAGAAAGGGGAGGAGCUAAAGGAGGAGGAGGCGGGGCCGAGCAUCCUGAACCUGGACUUCUGGCCCAAACUUAUCACACUCAUAGUGUCUAUCAUCGAGGAGGACAGGAACUCAUACACACCGAUUAUAAACCAGUUUCCUCAGGAGCUGAAUGUAGGGAAACUGAGUGCUGAAGUCAUUUGGACACUUUUCGCUCAGGACAUGAAGUACGCACUAGAAGAACACGAGAAACACAGGCUGUGUAAGAGUGCCGACUACAUGAACCUUCAUUUCAAAGUGAAGUGGCUCUACAAUGAGUACGUCAAAGAUCUGCCCUCUGUCUCAAACACAGUGCCCGAGUACCCAGCCUGGUUUGUACAGUUUGUGCUGCAGUGGUUGGGUGAGAAUGAGGACGUGUCCAUGGAGUUCAUGCACGGUGCUCUGGAGAGGGACAAGAGAGAAGGGUUCCAGCCGACGUCUGAGCACGCUCUGUUCUCCUGCUCGGUGGUGGACGUCUUCACACAGCUCAACCAGAGCUUCGAUAUCAUCAAGAAGCUGGACUGUCCCGACCCCGGCAUCGCGGCCCAGUACAACCGCCGCUUCGCCAAGACGAUCAGUAAAGUGCUGCUGCAGUACUGCGCCUCGCUGUCCAACAGCUUCCCGUCCUACUGCGACAAGGAGAAGACGCCCUGUGUGUUGAUGAAUAAUGUGCAGCAGAUGCGGGUGAUGCUGGAGAAGAUGUUUGAGUUUAUGGGAGCCAAACAGUUGGACUCAGAAGCAGCAGAAAUCCUGAAUGAUCUUCAGGUUAAACUCAACACGGUUCUGGACAACCUGAGCGCUGUGUUUGCUAAGAGUUUCCAGGCCCGUAUCAGUGUGUGUAUGCGUCAGGUGGGUGAGAUGGUGUAUCAGGUUAAAGGUCCUCUGAACCAGAACUCCAGGAACAGCGCGGAGUCGGACGCCGUCACAGCGCUCAGGCCGCUCAUGGAGUUCCUCGACUCACAUCUGAGCAUAUUUGCGGACGUGUGUGAGAAGACGGUGCUAAAGCGGGUGCUGAAGGAUCUGUGGAGGAACGUUCUGAUCUGCAUGGAGAGAAGCAUUGUACUGCCCGAGAGCAACGACAGCAUCGGUGCUCAGCUUCUCACUGCAGCCAAGGAGCUCUCCAAACUAAAGGGAGGGGGCGAGGCCAAGUACCUGUCUCCAAGGCAGUGUGUGAUCAUGGAGGCGGCGCUGGACACCAUCAAGCAUUUCUUCCACGCGGGUGGUGAUGGUCUGAAGAAGUCGUAUCUGGAGAAGAGUGAUGAACUCCGCUCUCUGCAUUACGCUCUGUCUCUUUAUGCACAGAGCACCGACGAGCUCAUCCGCACCUUCAUCAACACACAGCACUCACAGGUGCACAACGGCACAAGCAUGAGGAUCACACCUAAAGAGAGCUUACGACCUGAAAGAGCUUCUGGAAUUGAGCAGUUUAUAGGUGAGGCUGUGAUUCAGGUGGACACGACGCCGCCCACUGCCAACACCGAGCAGAAGAUUACUGUCAAAGUGAUCGGGGUGAACGAUAUGAAGUGGCAGACGUCAGGACUGUUCCGUCCGUUUGUGGAAGUCAGCCUGAUCGGCCCGAUGCUCGCAGAUAAGAAGCGAAAAUUCACCACCAAGUCCAAGAACAACUGCUGGACGGCCAAAUACAGCGAGAGCUUCCUGUAUGUUCUGGGUAACGGUGUGAGUGCUGAGUUCUACGAGCUGCAGGUGACGGUGAAGGAUUACUGCUUUGGGCGGGCGGACCAGGUGGUGGGCGUGGCUGUGAUCCCGUUAGCCCUGGCCGUUGGACCCGAGAGGCGGAGCUUCGUGUGUUGGUGCCCGCUGGCCCCGAGCAUCACCACGGAUCAGACGGGCACCACGACCCUGCGCAUCCUCGCCCAGCGCCAUGACGACGAGAUUGCCAAGGAGUUCAUUCGACUGAAGAGCGAGAGACGACCUACAGAGGAGGGAAGGUAGAGAGAGAGAGAGAGAGAGAGAGAGAGAGAGAAUCAGAAAAAGUGCAGGCCAGAAAAUGAGGGAAGUGACACAUACACACACACAAAUACACGCACAAAUACAUGCCCACACACACACACAAACACACACACACAAACACACACAAACACACACACACCUGUAAAACACACCUAGGUGUGACAAGCUGUGUGUGUCUUCAGGCUCAAGCUAAUCACACUUACCCAGAAUCCUUUGCAGAAAACUGAUAUAUUUGAGCAAAUAAAAAGAUGUCAUACAUGUAUAUUGUUUUCUGUGUGUGUGUGUGUGUGUGAGUGUGUGUGUGAGAGAGAGAGAGUGUGUACCCAAAGCCAAUUCCUUUUUGCCAAACUCAGACUUCUUGCCCUUUAUACAUUCUUUGCUAUUGGUGGCCUUAAAAAGGGGCGGAGUCACAGUUCCUGAUUACUGUGGUCUUUUAAUCUUACCUUUUGAUUGACCCCCCCCCCCCAAAAAAAGACAAAAUUCCUCAACAAGUCAUUUGACAGAUAUGAACCAAUCAGCUAGAGAUAUUUAUCAGAGUGGGCGGAGUCUGUAUAUGCUAUAAACACAGUGGUCAUUUAAUGGCCUCUCCUCUUAAAUGGUCUAAACAAGCUCCAUUUUACACACACACACACACACACACACACAUACACACACACACACACACACACUAAUAUUGCUAAUAUUCUGAGCUUUACUGCCCAAAUAUGCUGAUCACUGCCAUUGGUCAGCUUGCUAUGCAGUGAUUGGCUGAGAGACAUGACGUGCCAGCUGAGUCGUGCGUUUUAGCCAAUCACAGGAUUGGUCUCAAAAUGACAUGUAAUAAUAAUAAUAAUAAUAAUAAUAACAAUAAUAAUAAUCAUCUUGUGCCAAACAGAUUAGAUGUUUAGAUUUAACUGCUGAUUUAUAUUUUGUCUCUCCUCAUUAAUGCACAGGAAACAGUGUCUGUGCACUGAGGAACGCGUUUAGCAUGGAGUCACUGUACAUUUUAUUUUCCGUAUUGUCAAAAUGUGGAAGAAGAUAUUUAUUUAGUUAUUAUUAGAUUAUCACGGCUGUUACAUAUUCCUGUAUCAACAUGUGAAUUUUGUAAAUAAAUGAUUUAUGAUGAA